Messenger RNA from Kockovaella imperatae, 1539 nucleotides. RefSeq lists its product as hypothetical. The coding region runs from base 96 to 1496 and encodes 466 amino acids. The record is from RefSeq and is a predicted model, not a curated record. NCBI's taxonomy places the organism in Eukaryota, Fungi, Basidiomycota, Tremellomycetes, Tremellales, Cuniculitremaceae. The transcript is spliced from 4 exons. Gene Ontology annotation, molecular function: oxidoreductase activity.
CAGGACGUCUGGAAUAUCUAUCUAUCCUCAAGCUGGAUCGCGUAAAGUUUUAGAGUCUUGAUGAACAGCUCUUGGGUCGACCUCAAUAACCUAAUAUGAGCUACACUUCGCUCUUGACUCCGGUAGCAUCUUCUUCAAAAGGUGUGAUCCGAGGCAUCAUGCCCCCGAAUUCCUCGUCCGCUUCAUUCAUCAGACUGCCAUGUCGACAUCGAACGCUCUGCACAGAACGUGUGCUUCUUCGUUCCCCACCGGUCACAUCAGCAUUCUACUACCGCUCAUCAUCUUCAACUCCUAGUCGACGUCCAAAGCUUCCAGAAAUCACUUCGGAGGGGUCGUCGAGAAUCACACCCGUGUCUCCUCGUCCUGAGGUACGUCCCCCUGAUGCUACUCCUGCCGAAGGAACCCAAACACCUCCCCUGACCGCUCGACCUUCCCUCAUGGAGAGAUUGAAGAAUCCAUCUCCUGCACGACUCCGAUUUCUCAAGAUACUAGGCUGGUCCAUGCUGUUUUCAGCUGCAGUGCACGUCGGUCUGGUCAUUUAUGUUAUGAAAAAUGAUUCUGGCGAACUCUCACCUGAUGAACAUAUGCCAAGAGUCGUAUCGAAGAUCACCCGGUUGAGCCCUCGACACAGGUAUAUCGAGAUACCGGUCGACCCAGAGUCCUGCAAGCAAUUUGGAGAUCAAGCGAUGGGGAUGGAUGGUGAAAAGCUAAAGAGUGAAAAGGGUGCGGUGGCCGUUCAACAUGUAACGAUCAAGAGCCCCGCGAUUCAAGUCGAGAGGAGUUAUACGCCCAUAAAUGAUGUUCAGGAGGAUGGUCUGUUAAAAAUGGUGGUGAAGCGCGUGAAGGGAGGUGAAGUCGGAAGGAUCGUAUUUUCAGCCAAAGAAGGGGAAAGGAUCUGGGUCCGUGGUCCGAUCACGACGUUCGCCAUCAAUCCGUAUCAAUUCGAUCGUAUAGUCAUGAUCUCAACUGGUACAGGCGUAGCGCCAUUUCUCCAAUUCCUCUCCAAGUUUAAUCCGUCCUCGUCCCCAUUUCCUUCAAAUGAUCUCGAAAGGGACGACUUAAAUCCAUUGAACACUUCAUCCUCGCCCUCCCAACCAUUACCAAAGCUCCUCCUGUUGCACGCUAUGCCAUCGGAGGAUCACGCGGAAGCCGAUUGGCCAGUUUCUACAGGAUGCAUACCCCGCCUCGAAUCUAAAUUCGGCCCACUGCUCGACGUUCGUCGAUUCCCUUCAGGAGACGUGCCGUCUUCCAGCAUAUCCUCAGCUUUAGGAAUGGGCGACGGUCCUGAUCAUCACUCAACUUGGCUUCCUUGGAAGGGCAGCGCCAAAUCUGAGCCCUUGAAAAGGGAUGAACGAGUCAUGGUAUUGGUCUCUCUUCCACCUGCCAUGAUGGAUCCGGUCUGCGGCCGAAUGACGUCCGAAUUUCAACAAGGCGAAUUGACGGGGAUCUUGAAGGAGCUCGGAUUGAAGCCUCAUCAAGUGUGGAAGCUGGAGUGAGAGGGGUAGGAUGUCAAUGGCGUCACUGUGACAACAAGCACGA